AUGAUCGCCGGCCCCUCCGAUGCACCGGGAAACGGAGCACGGUGUGGGGGUCGCCGGGAGGCGCCGGUGGUCCGGGUGAGGCAAGGGGCUGUCACAGCCCGGAGCUGCCCCCGAGCCGGGGCCGCGGUCCCCCAGCCCGCGGUAGGUGCUGCUCACUCGGGCAUCCUCAGGCCCGGAGCCACGGAGACACCGGGACCGGGACCCCCUCAGGCUCCGGGGUCACGCAUAACCGGGACCCCUCGAUACCCCGGGGCCGGGCCGCCUACCUGGGUCAAGGCCGCGGCGGUCCCGUCCCGUCAGCGCCGCACCUGCGGAGGGCAGAAGAGGCGUCGGACGCGGGGCCGGGACCCCCCGGGACCCCCCGGAACCCCCCGGGCCCCAGCGGGACUGGGCCCCUCGCCCCACGGCACCGCGGCCCGCUCAGACCCGUCCCCGUCGCGUGCCGCCGCUCACCGCCCGCCCCCGCCACGGGCCCCGCGCUCCCGACGCCAUCUUCCCGCCGCGCCCGACGCACCGCGCGCGUUGGACACGCCCACCGGGGCCGGGGACACGCCCACCGGGGCCGGGGACACGCCCACCGGGGCCGGGGACACGCCCACCGGGGCCGGGGACACGCCCACCGGGGCCGGGGACACGCCCACCGGGGCCGGGGACACGCCCACCGGGGCCGGGGACACGCCCACCGGGGCCGGGGACACGCCCACCGGGGCCGGGGACACGCCCACCGGGGCCGGGGACACGCCCACCGGGGCCGGGGACACGCCCACCGGGGCCGGGGACACGCCCACCGGGGCCGGGGACACGCCUACAUGCCUCGGUGGGCGGGGCCUCCCGGGAGAGCCCGAGCGCUCAUUGGCUACUCCGGGAGCGGGGCGGGACCGGGCGGGGCCGGGGGCGCGUGGGAACCGGGAGCCGGGAACGGGGAAAGGCGAAUCCGGCAACCCCUCUGAGCCGGUCACCGACAACCGGGUACCCAGGUGCUGCGACUCCCGGCACCGAGAACCCCAGUACGGGCACCACCCGCAACCGGGCACCCCGCUGGCCCGGGCAUCCCUGUUCUGGGAUCCCCCCCACACUGCCACCCCUCGGAACUGGACCCUGGACCCCGCCGGGGACUGGCACUACAGAUGGAUCAGCCUCAUGGUUCUGCCCAUCCUUUACAACUGGGUCAUCCUCAUCCUCAGGUGCUGCUUCCCCGAGGUGCAGGAGGCACAUGUGGGGCUGUGGCAGGCCCUGGACGGGCUCAGCGAUGCACUGUACCUGCUGGACAUGGCUGUGCACCUCCACACAGGUUUCCUAGAGGAUGGGAUCCUGGUGCAGGACGUCAGCCGGACGCGGCGGCGCUACCUGGGCUCCUGGACCUUCCCCUGGGAUGUGAUGGCUGUGCUGCCCACCGAGCUGCUCUGUCUGCUCCCAGGGGUCCCCAGGGUCCCAGGGGUGCCAGCAGCACGCGCCAACCGCUGCCUACGGCUGCUGCGGCUCUUCGAGGCCUUCGACCGGUGCGAGACACGCACGGGAUGGCCCAACGUGUUCCGUGUGGCCAAGCUGAUGCUGUACCUGCUGCUGGGCAUCCACUGGCAUGGCUGCCUCUACUUCGCACUGUCGGCACACCUGGGGCUGGGCGUUGACCCCUGGGUCUGCCCCAGCUUCACCCGACUGCUGCGCCGCUACCUGCACAGCUUCUACUUCUCCACACUGGUCCUGGCCAUGGUGGGCGACACACCAGCCCCGCAGCGCGAGGAGGAGUUCCUCUUCGUCACCGCCGGCUUCCUCCUGGCCAUGCUGGGCUUCGCCACCAUCACCGGCAACAUCAGCGCCGUCAUCGUCAACCUCAGCGCAGCCGACGCUGCCUUCUACCCAGACGUGGGGCCGAUGCGGCGGUACCUGCGGGCGCGGGGCGCGGGCGGGCGGCUGGUGCGGCGCGUGGUGCGCUGGCACCAGCACCUGCGGGCACAGCGCAAGCUGCCGGCGGAGUGGGAGGUGCUGCAGCACCUGCCGCAGGGCCUGCAGGCCGAGGUGGCAGCCAGCGUGCACCUGGCAGCCCUGCGGCGCGUGGGGCUGUUCCGCGGCUGGGAGCACAGCGUGCUGCGGCAGCUGGUGCUGCGCCUGCGCCCACAGGUCUUCAGCCCCGGCGAGUUCGUGUGCCGGCGUGGCGAUGUAGGCCACGAGAUGUACUUCAUCCGCGAGGGCCGCCUGGCUGUGGUGGCCGAGGACGGUGUCACGCAGCUGGCCGUGCUGGGCGAGGGGCUCUACUUUGGGGAGAUCAGCCUCAUCAACAUCAAGGGCAACAUGGCAGGGAACCGGCGCACGGCCAACAUCCUGAGCAUCGGGUACUCAGACCUGUUCUGCCUGGGCAAGGAGGACCUGACAGAGGUGCUGGCUGAGUUCCCCUGUGCCCGUGCUGCCAUGGAGGCCAAGGGCCGGGAGCUGCUGCUGCACAUGGGCCAGCUCAACACUGGAGCUGAGGUGGCAGCAGUGGCGGCCGAGGCCGAGGCCGAGCGGCAGCUGCAGGGGCUGGAGGUGGCCCUGGAGGGGCUCCAGACACGGGCAGCCCGACUGCUGGCACAGCUGGAGGCCAGUGCCCUGCGCGUGGCCCUGCGCAUCCAGCGCCUCGAGGGGUGGCUGCACCUGCGGCAGCAGCGACGGGACAGAGCAGCAGGGACAGAUGGGGCAGCAGGAACGGCCUCACCGCAGCGGCCUGCCAGGACACAGGGUCCUACUGGGGGACAGGGCCCCCCCAGGCUGCUGCUGCGGGACGGGGACCGGGACGGGGAAGGAGCCGGGAUGGGGACGGGUCAGGGUCAUGGAGUUGCGGAGUCGGGAGCAGCUCGGGACCCCCAGCCCCGCCGGGGCAUCCCGGGGUCAGCCGCAGGGACGCGGUGA
Corvus hawaiiensis (hawaiian crow) is the source of this 2883-nucleotide messenger RNA. RefSeq names its product cyclic nucleotide gated channel subunit alpha 4 (gene CNGA4). NCBI's taxonomy places the organism in Eukaryota, Metazoa, Chordata, Aves, Passeriformes, Corvidae. The transcript is spliced from 8 exons. The record is from RefSeq and is a predicted model, not a curated record. The coding region runs from base 1 to 2883 and encodes 960 amino acids. Gene Ontology annotation, cellular component: intracellular cyclic nucleotide activated cation channel complex; plasma membrane. Gene Ontology annotation, biological process: monoatomic cation transmembrane transport. Gene Ontology annotation, molecular function: intracellularly cAMP-activated cation channel activity; intracellularly cGMP-activated cation channel activity; protein-containing complex binding.